Messenger RNA from Clupea harengus (Atlantic herring), 4074 nucleotides. RefSeq lists its product as uncharacterized. Lineage: Eukaryota; Metazoa; Chordata; Actinopteri; Clupeiformes; Clupeidae. The record is from RefSeq and is a predicted model, not a curated record. Gene Ontology annotation, molecular function: serine-type endopeptidase inhibitor activity.
CUUUUUAGAACUCUCUGCCUCUCUCCCUCUCUCUCCCUCACAUUCUCUCACUCUAUCUCUAUACUUGAGUCCUCAUGUUACUAGUCUUUGUCACUGCUUGUUGCAUGGUGCAUCAUUUGGCUUGAGCUUUUUCUAUGAGCCUGUCUGUCUGUCUGUCUGUCUGUCUGUCUGUCUCUUUUGGUGGAUUCAGCUAUCCUCCCUUGCUGUGCACUGUGGAUCAGUUUGAAAACUGUAACAGAUCUGGAUUUUCUGCUGCAACCCUUGCUAGAGCAGCAUGUGGCGCUCUCUGCUCUCUCUGCUCCUUCUGUGUGGACUACACUGCCUAGAGGCUCAGAGGAGGGAUGAGGAAGAAGAGGACACCAGAACAAGAAGGAGGAAUACUGGAAGGUCACUGACGACCAACCUCAUCUCCAAAAAUGGCCAAAAUCGGGUGGCAGAGGACUGCAGUCUGGAGUUGGCGUUUUUGGUGGACAGCUCGGAGAGUGCCAAGGACAACCACGCGCAGGAGAAGCAGCUUGUCAUCGAUGUGGUGGACCGCCUGGGGGGGGUCCGGUUCCAAGGAGAGCGGAGCUUGAACUUCAGGACCGCCCUCCUGCAGUACAGCAGCAGCUCCAAGACGGAGCAAACCUUCCAGGAGUGGCAGGGCGUGGCCAACUUCAAAGCCCGCAUCCGGGACCUCCCCUACAUCGGCCAGGGGACCUACACCACCUACGCCAUCACCAACCUCACCCACCUGUACGAGCGCGAGACCUUUCCCGGCACGGUCAGGGUGGCCCUCCUACUCACCGACGGCGAGUUCCACCCACGGAACCCGGACAUCUUUUCCGCCAUGGCCGACGCCAGGAGCCAUGGCGUGUUCUUCUUCAUGGUGGGCAUCACGCCGGCCGCCACUGAGCUGGGCAACGUGCAGCAGCUGCGUAUGCUGGCCGACACACCCGCCCCGCGCUUUCUGCACAACCUCCAGGACAAGGGCAUCGUGGAGAAGGUCGUGAAGGAGAUAACAGACUUGGUGAAUGAAGAGUGUCGUCCUGCACAAUCGCCGUGUUCGUGUGACAAGGGAGAGAGAGGAUCUCCAGGAUCAGCUGGGAAAAAAGGUCGUCCAGGUGAUGAUGGCAUCCCAGGGCCCAAAGGGCUGAAGGGGGAAGGUGGACUUUCUGGACUUCCUGGUCGUGAGGGGACUUCGGGUACACCAGGAUACAAAGGAGAGAGGGGCGAGAGAGGAGAGUGUGGGACGCCGGGAUUGAAAGGAGACAGAGGUCCUGAGGGUCCGGUUGGUACUCGUGGAAGCAGAGGACCACAGGGUGUGGCCGGCCCCCACGGUGAUAUUGGCUCUGAAGGCCCCCCAGGGAACAAAGGAGAGAGGGGACUUUCAGGCCCACCUGGAAUUCAGGGUCUACCGGGGGUUGGUCUACCUGGCCCAAAGGGAUAUAUUGGCACCCAAGGAUUACAAGGCCCUCCUGGCCCACAAGGCCUUGGAGAACCAGGACUGCCAGGACCCCAGGGGCCACAGGGUGUCCAGGGAGAGAAGGGGCCCCAAGGGGAAGGCUUUCCAGGGGCAAAGGGAGAGCGGGGUGGAGAGGGGACAAAGGGUCCUAGAGGGGGGCCUGGAAUCAGCAUCAAAGGAGAUAAGGGUGAUUUUGGGCCUCCUGGAUCUUCAGGUCCACAAGGUCCACCAGGAGCAGGUGUCCAAGGAGAGAAGGGUAUAGAAGGACCAAGGGGGCCCCCAGGCCUGCGUGGAACAACAGGGGAGGGGUUCACAGGAGCGAAGGGAGACCAGGGGCUGCCUGGGGAGGCUGGUUCACCGGGGGAGAGAGGAGCGGGAGAGCCUGGGCCGAAGGGUGAACCAGGGUUUACUGGGUUCGCUGGGGUACCUGGACUUCCAGGAGAAGAUGGAGCUCCUGGUCAGAAGGGAGAGCCAGGGGUUCUAGGUUCAAGGGGACCUGAAGGGGCACCAGGGGUUGGCACUCAGGGGGAGAAGGGUGACCAAGGCCAACGAGGUGUGCGGGGAUUGUCUGGGCCAAAUGGCGUGUCUGGACCCUCAGGGCCAAAGGGUGAGCCAGGUAGUGCUGGGCGAAUUGGAUUUCCAGGGAUGCCCGGACGUUCACAGGUUGGACCAAAGGGUGAUAUUGGUUCAGCUGGACCAGCCGGCCCAAUCGGAGAGGCUGGCUAUGGAUUUCCUGGUCCAAAAGGUGACCGGGGAGACCAGGGUCCUGCAGGUCCAUAUGGACCCAAAGGGGAGGGAUAUCCGGGUCCUAACGGCCCUCCUGGUCUUCCAGGACUUCCUGGUGAACCUGGUCAAGAAGGGUUGGGCUUUCCUGGACCAAAGGGCGAUGUAGGCUUCAGAGGUUUGCCAGGUGUGACUGGACCUCCAGGAGAGGGGCUGCAGGGACCACCAGGAAACCAGGGAAGGCCAGGGCCUCCAGGACCAGUAGGUCCCCAAGGAAUCAGUAUCCAGGGUCCAAAGGGAGAACCAGGAUCUCAGGGGAUAACGGGGCCGAGGGGUCCCCCGGGGGAGGGGCUCCACGGGGCCAAGGGAGAUCGCGGUUCCCACGGGGAGAGAGGACUUAAGGGCAUCAAAGGAGACUUGGGAGAUGCUGGCGUUCCUGGCGAAUCAGGGAGACCAGGUGUGAAAGGAGAAGUAGGCCUCACGAGAGAAGACGUCAUCAAAUUGAUCAAGGAGAUUUGUGGCUGUGGCGUCAAGUGCAAGAACGUUCCCAUGGAGCUUGUGUUUGUCAUCGACAGCUCGGAGAGUGUUGGUCCUGACCAUUACAACAUCGUAAAGAACUUUGUGGCGGCGCUGGUGGACCGUGUGACCAUCGGUCAUAACGCCACGCGCGUGGGCUUGGUCCUCUACAGCCAUGAGGUCAAAACUCAAUUUGAACUGACAACCUACACCAAUAAGCAGGACGUCAAGCAGGCGGUCCGUAACAUGCCCUACAUGGGCGAGGGCACCCACACGGGCAGCGCUAUCCGCAUGGCCAUACGGGCUUUCAACAGCGCUCGACCCAGCGUGCGGAAGGUGGCAGUGGUCAUCACAGACGGGCAGACGGACAAGCGUGACCCCGUCAAGCUGGACAUCGCCGUGCGGGAAGCGCACGCCAUUAACGUGGAGAUGUACGCGCUGGGCAUCGUGAAUGCCAGCGACCCAACGCAGGCGGAGUUCCUGCACGAGCUCUACCUCAUCGCCUCCGAUCCCGACAGCGAACACACCUACCUCAUAGAUGAUUUCAACACGCUGCCAGCUCUGGAAAGUAAACUGGUCAACCAGUUCUGUGAGGACGAUUCUGGUGCUUUGAUAUACAACCGUGUCAGUGGCUACCUUAACGGCUUCAAUGGUUACAACGGUAACAAUGGCCAACGCAAUCUUAUCCCUAACACCAAUGGCUAUGGAAACAACAACAGACAAACACUGAACGGGAGAAAUCCACUGACGCCCACUGACACACACUCUGAAACACAUAGAGACACACACACAUCAUCACACUCUGGAACCCAUAGUGGCACACACACCUCACCACACUCUGGAACCCAUAGUGGCACACACACGAGUACCCAUUCUGGAACACUUAGCGGUACACACACAGGGACACACUCAACAUCACACUCUGGCACACACACAGGUACACACACUGGAACACACUCAGGUCGGGACCGCAUACACACUGCUGUCAUCGGAGGAAGAACAGAGCAUGGUGGUGGUGCCACUGGAGACACACACACUUUGACCCACCGCCAUGACAACAGGACAUCUGUCAACAGGACGUCCACGUCGUCUGUUACGUACGUCCCUGCUCCUCAACCCCCUUUCCCUGAAGAGAUAGUACCUCUGGACCCCCGCUGUGAGCUGCUGCUGGACCCGGGCUCGUGUCGUGAGUACAUCAUCCGCUGGUACUAUGACCGGCAGGCCAACGCCUGCGCCCAGUUUUGGUACGGAGCCUGUGAAGGAAACCGCAACCGCUUCGACACGGAGGAGGAGUGCAAGAAGACCUGCGUGGGCAGGAGAGCAGAUGGCUAACGCAGAGGAUCCAGAGCGUCUGAACACCUCAUGUGUCCUGCACCCCCCCCCCCCCCCCC